Molecule: messenger RNA, 8434 nt
Organism: Oxyura jamaicensis (ruddy duck)
Lineage: Eukaryota; Metazoa; Chordata; Aves; Anseriformes; Anatidae
Gene: SETD2
Product: SET domain containing 2, histone lysine methyltransferase
Exons: 21
Coding region: 80-7810 (2576 amino acids)
Biological process (GO): regulation of DNA-templated transcription
Cellular component (GO): nucleus; chromosome
Molecular function (GO): protein binding; histone H3K36 methyltransferase activity
Source: RefSeq, a predicted model, not a curated record
CCCCCCCCCCCUCCCCUUCGUCCCCCGUCCCUCCACCCCCUCCCGCCCUCCGCUCAGCCCCGACGGCCUCGGCCCGACCAUGGGGGACUUCUACGACCCGGAGCACCCCACCCCGGAAGAAGAAGAAAAUGAGGGCAAGACUGAAACCGUGCAGAAAGCUGGCUUUAUCAAAGGCCCAGUGUUCAAAGGUGUUGCUUCUAGUCGCUUUUUACCCAAAGGCACCAAAACAAAGGUUAACCUUGAGGAGCAAGGAAGACAAAAGGUGUCUUUCAGCUUUAGUUUAACCAAGAAAACCUUACCGAACAGAUUUCUGACCGGUCUCGGAAACGAGAAACAAAAUGAAACUCAGAACUCCCCAGCAGUACCCCUUCAGACUGACUUUAACCCCAAAAUUAAAAUGGACCUUGGGGAUGCUGCUGGUUCAGCUGAGGAGUCUUCACCUCCAAAACCGAAGGUAGAACUGGGGAAGAUCCAUUUUAAGAAACAUUUACUUAGUGUCACUACCAAACCACCGCCACCAGCUGCAGCAGCAACGUUGCCCCCGUCGGCUCUGGCACCGGUAACGGAACCGGUGGCAGCGGCCGCGGACUUCCCGUCAACGCCGCCACCGCCGCCUCCACCUCCUCCAACAGCAUCACCAGCAGCAUCCAUGCCAGUUCCCGCAGCAGCAGCCCUGCCACAACUGCCCGUAACGCUCACGUCGACGCUGUUGCUGUCGCCGCCUGUAGAAGCAGAAGUCCCGGCUUCGAAGGAGCUGUGUCGCGUAGCACCGAAGGAGGCUUUGGAGCUGGACGUCAAACAGGACGCAGUAUCGCACGGUUUGGAAGAACACGUAGCCGUACACGCGGCCGAGCAGGUGGAAAUCACUCCCCAGAAGGAAGAUUCCCAUAUUGGGAAAGACGAUGAGGUGUCUGACAGCUCAAAGGGUGCUUCUCUGUGCUCUAGGAAACAGGGUUCGAAGAGGAAGUUCUCCCAGUCCGACGGCACGUUGCUGGGCUCCGAGUCUGAUGAAGACUCUGUGAGGACUUCUUCCAGCCAGCGCUCGCAUGAACUGAAGAUAUCCAGUGCGGAAAAAGAGAGGGAUCCCAGGAAAAGCUCUGCGUCGCUCAGGGGAGAAGAACUGGCGAAGUCCUCCUCGCGCUCCAAGUCGGACAGAGACGAAAAGUAUUCUAGCUAUUCUAAGUCAGAGCGAGAUUCGCGGUAUGCGUCCUCCCGAUCGAGGUCAGACAGGGAGAGAAGGCGAAGCCGGUCUCACUCUCGUUCCCGGUCCGAUCGGGGCUCCCGAACCAGCUCUUCGUACUCGAGGUCGGAGCGCUCGCAUUACUACGAAUCCGACCGCAGAUACCACCGGAGCUCCCCUUACAGAGAAAGGACAAGAUACUCCCGUUCGUACGCGGAUUCCAGGGCGAGGGAGAGCUCUGAUUCGGAAGACGAGUACAGGAGGACACAUUCCAGAUCUAGCGACUCGAGGCGCACGUCGUCCCACUCCUCUUCGUACAGAGAUUCAAGGACUUCUUACUCUAAAUCGGACAGGGACAGCAAAAUAGAGUCAUCUCAUGCUGACAUGGAGAGGAGAGGAAAGUCUUCUUCAAAAGCAGACAGAGAUUCAAAACGGACUUCAGAAAGUGAAGUAACCAAAAGGUGCUCUCCCCUUAAUGAGCUCGGGUAUCGAAAGGGGACAUCCCAUUCUAAGCCUGACAGUAAUGUGAAUUCCUCCCGUUAUAAGUCCACCCCUUCAAAGACCCCUGCGCCAAAGCCUGAUAAAUUUAAAAGUUCUUUCUGUUGUACAGAAUCAGUUGAAGAAAUAAAGCAGCAGUCUAAUUCUCUAGAUUUAGAGACCUCUUGUCUAAAAAGCAAUGAGACCCGAGUGUCCAUUGCAAAAAGAUUUGAAAGGGAAAAGACACUUUCUCCAUUAAAUCAGUUAAAUGAUUCACCCCCUUUUAAAAAGACAGAUGAAUCAAAAGCUGGUUUUCCUCAUUCAAGGUCCGAGGAACUUGCAGGAAAUGAAUGCCAUGACAGUGUUACGGAGCAAGAAACUCUAGUAAAGGUAAAGCACGAGCAGUUAAGAACGUGUUUCCCUAUGGAAAUGAAUAUAAAUGGGUCCCCAGAGGGUAGGUCUGAUGACUUGGCAACUCUUAGUGCCUCCAAAACAGAGGAUGUCGCAGCGUCUUCUGACGAUAGCCUGUGUAGGUCGGAAGCGUCACCCGUCGUAAAGACGAGUAAGUUGUAUCCGUUGCCAUCAAAUGGAUUUGAGAGCACGUAUGCCUCUAAAGAGCACGAGCUAGGCGAUUCUCGUGUGCAGUCCAGCGAGUGUAGCAGCCUGUUUAAGGAAGCGGAGGCUCCGGUCCCAGAGCAGCAAUGCGAAGCUAUGCCUUUGCCAGUGGUGAAUGUAGAUCAUUCUAAAACUUUAAUCAAGCAGCUGGAUGAUCAGGCGACUCCAUGUGACAAAACCAAAGAAUCCGUUUUUUGCUACAUUGCCGAUGAUGCUACCCCUUCUUUGUACCAUUCGGAGGUUGAGAUCGAAGUCGAACCAGCAGAUCUGAAAGUUACUUCCGAGGCGUUUCUGGACGUGCACGUCGAGCCACAGACGGUGACGUGCGACUAUGAAAGCACAGAGGAUCAAAAUUCAAAGUCUGCCUGUGAAGACGACCAGUAUCAUGUUAACCAUUCCCAUGAAACGAGCCUAGCCGUGGACAGCUCGAGCAGAGAUUCCUCCCAGGACGGCUAUUCCCCCCGAAUCAGGUUGGACAAUCCCGUGGUCGCGCAGCAUCCCGAGGGAAACGUCCCCUCCAAGUGGGACAGGGCCCCGCCAAACCAAUGCGAGAGGCCGCCGCACCGCUCGGAAGCUGAGGAGGUGCUCGAGGUGGACACUCGGCACGUCGACCUUCCUUCAGCGAAAGCCAAGCCGUCGUUCAGAGACGAGCAUUCGUAUUACUCCGAAGUGCCGCUGGAGCACCGCAGCAGAGAGGUCGCAGUGGAAGAAAGCGCGGUUUCCACCGAGGGAGUUGGGUCGGACGAUCUGAAAGAGCAGGGCCUCGGCACGUCGGUUGAGGACGAAGGGAACGGGGCCUUGGUGGCUUCGGCUUUUCCAGACGCUUUGUUUCCGUCUUGCGACGUUGUCGUCACCGCGGAAGAAACGGAAACCGUGACGCAGGCCCCCACGUGUGACAGCAGCGGCGGCGCCUCCGAGUUCGUUCCCGCUCGCCACGACGAUUAUUCGGACACGGCCGAGAGCGACAGCGAGCCAGGAAGCGAUGACAGCGACACGGAGGAUUCUGAUUCUGACGACGGCGCGCCACGGAAACGGCUCCAGUCUGUUGUGGUUAUCCCAAAGAACUCGACCAUCGCCACAGAGGAGAGCAGCCCGUGCUCGUCGCGGAGCAGCCAAGGCAACCGGCGCUACUCGGACCACUGGGACGACGAGAGGCCGGAGCCCAGCAGGCCUUACUACGAAGAGAGGCCAGAGAAUACAGUGAGUAAGAACGGCCCCCAGGUAGAGAGCAGGUGCUCUCCUAGGGGGAUGGAGAAGAGUCCAGCCUCUUCCACCGAGCUCAGCAGGAAGGAGCCCGAAGAGCUCCGGCCUGACGCUUGCCAGCCGCAGAGCGACGGCGUUGACAGUACGAGUCAGGCCGACCUAGCGGCAGACUCUGAUGGCAAAUCCAACCCGGACGAGAGAAUGAUGGAGCUGGUGUCCGUUGGUAGAUCGGUUGGCCUGCAGGAAGAGCAGCCGUUUUGUCUGCCCGAGAGUUUUGAAAGCGCUGAUGACUCCCGACACCAGGCCAACGCUUCCAAGCCGGACAGCAGGCAGGGGAAGGGUGGGCUUAAUCAGUCUGGGCUCGGAGAGUUCUCCAAGGUGGACGGUUUUCACACAACGGAAGAUUUGGGUGGUUUGGGCUGGGACUUCUCCCAGCCGGAGAAGCCCAGUAGCACCUAUCAGCAGCCAGAUAGCAGCUUCGGGGUCUACUCGGGCUACGUUUACCAGCCGGGUUCGGGAGCGUACAGCGGCUCUCAGAACUACUGGCAAGGCAACGGUUAUUGGGAUGCGAGGUCUGCUAGCAGGCCUUCUGGAAUUAAUUACGAACGAAUUCAAGGACAAGUGCCGGAUUCUCUAACGGAGGAUCACGAGGAGGAUGACCGCUGGGAUGAUGACUGCAAGGCUCGUUUUCCCAGCUCCCCGAGUAAAUUCCAUGCUCCUGAGCAGAAAGAGACAGGUUCUGUGCAAGCCCAUGAGAUCAGCAGCAAUUCCACCAAGGAGCCGGUGUCUGUCGGGGAGAAAAAGGAGGAGGUGAAGGCUUUGGAAAAAAAUGACGUGAAGGAGCGAGGGCCGCCAAAAAAAAGACGCCAGGAGUUGGAGAGCGACUCUGAGAGCGAUGGCGACUCGAGGGAGAGGAAGAAGGUGAAGGCAGAGGGGGAGCAGGGGGAGGCGGCGCCGCAGGAUUCCUCCAUGGUCGGUCGCUUGUGCAUCAUGGACGACUUCCGAGACCCGCAGCGCUGGAAGGAGUUUGCCAAGCAAGGCAAAAUGCCCUGUUACUUUGACCUGAUUGAAGAAAAUGUGUACCUGACGGAAAGGAAGAAGAACAAAUCCCACCGGGAUAUUAAGCGGAUGCUGUGUGAAUGCCCUCCUCUCUCCAAGGAGGAACGAGCUCAGGGGGAGGUUGCUUGUGGAGAAGACUGUCUCAAUCGCCUGCUCAUGAUCGAGUGUUCUUCCAGGUGCCCGAAUGGCGACUACUGUUCCAACAGGCGCUUCCAGAAGAAACAGCAUGCAGAUGUGGAAGUGAUCCUCACUGAGAAGAAAGGCUGGGGGCUCAGAGCUGCCAAAGAUCUCCCAUCGAACACCUUUGUGCUGGAGUACUGCGGGGAAGUGCUGGACCACAAAGAAUUCAAGGCGCGUGUGAAGGAGUAUGCCCGCAACAAGAACAUUCACUAUUACUUCAUGGCCCUGAAAAACGACGAGAUAAUAGAUGCUACCCAGAAAGGAAACUGCUCCCGUUUUAUGAACCACAGCUGUGAACCGAACUGUGAGACACAAAAGUGGACCGUGAAUGGGCAGCUCAGAGUUGGAUUUUUCACCACCAAGCUCGUCCCGUCGGGUUCUGAGCUGACGUUUGACUACCAGUUCCAGAGAUACGGCAAAGAAGCUCAGAAAUGCUUCUGCGGCUCGGCCAACUGCCGGGGUUACCUGGGGGGAGAGAACAGGGUCAGCAUCCGAGCCGCCGGAGGGAAGAUGAAAAAGGAACGCUCCCGGAAGAAGGAUUCGGUGGACGGGGAGCUGGAGGCCCUGCUGGAAAACGGAGAGGGCCUCUCGGAUAAGAACCAAGUUCUCAGCUUGUCCCGGCUGAUGGUGCGCAUCGAAACGCUGGAGCAGAAGCUCACCUGCCUCAAGCUCAUACAGAACACGCACUCGCAGUCGUGCCUCAAGUCCUUCCUGGAGUGCCAUGGCCUGUCUCUGCUCUGGAUUUGGAUGACGGAGCUGGGCGACGGGCGGGGGAGCACCGCCAACAACCUGAAGCUGCAGCUGGAGAUUAUGAAGACGCUGGAGCUGCUGCCCAUACCCACCAAGAACAUGCUGGAGGAGAGCAAGGUGCUCCCGAUCAUUCAGCGCUGGGCUCAGACCAAGACCGCCGUCCCGCAGCUCAGCGAGGGCGAUGGCUACUCCAGCGAGAACACGUCGCGGGCUCACACGCCGCUCAACACGCCGGAUCUUUCCACCAAGCAGAGCGCAGAAGGUGACACGGAUACCCCCAAGAAGCUGGUGUUUCGAAGGCUCAAAAUUAUAAGUGAAAACAGCAUGGACAGCGCCAUCUCGGAUACAACCAGCGAGCUGGAAGGGAAGGAAGGGAAGGAGGACCUGGACCAGCUGGAGGGUGCCCCGACGGAAGCGUCGGAGGAGCAGCAGCAACAGCAGGAGAUCAAAUCCGCUGCUGACGUGCCGGUGGAGAGCAGCAAACCCCAGGUGGUGGAGCUGGAGGCUGAGCCUGAAGUGGAGGUCAAGGAGAGCAACGGCACGAAGCUGGAAGAGCCCAUCACGAUGGAGACGCCGUCUCAAGACGAAGAGGAGGGCGUAUCCGACGUGGAGAGCGAGAGAAGCCAAGAGCAAACCGACAAAAUCGUCGACGUGAGCGACUUGGCCACCAGGCUGCUCGACAGCUGGAAAGACCUGAAGGAGGUGUACCGAAUCCCGAAGAAGAGUCAAGCAGAAAGGGAGAGCAGCGCCGACCGUGGGAGAGAGGCGUCAGGCCACAGGGAUCAGACUCCCACCCCGAAGAACCCCGUCCUGAGCCGGGAGCGGGAUCCCGAGCGGCAGAGCCAGAGCAAGGAGAAGAAGAGGCGCAGGGACUCGCUGUCGCCGCCCUCCUCGGCGUACGAGCGCGGCACCAAGAGGCCGGAGGACAGGUAUGACACGCCAGCGUCUUCGAAGAAGAAAGCCCGGCUCAAGGAUCGCAACAAGCUGUCCACGGAGGAACGCAGGAAGCUGUUCGAGCAGGAGGUGGCCCAGCGGGAGGCCCAGAAGCAGCAGCAGCAGCUGCAGAACCUGGGCAUGACUUCCCCCCUUCCCUACGACUCCAUGGGCUACGGCACGCCCCACCACAGCUUCAUCGGCUACCCGCCCGGCUACCCCAUGCAGGCUUACGUCGACCCCAGCAACCCCAACGCCGGCAAGGUGCUGCUGCCCACCCCCACCAUGGACUCCAUGUGCUCGCCGGCGGCUUACGAGCACCCGCAGCCCUUGGUCGGGCACUCGGUGGAAGCCACCAUGCCGGCUCCCCAGCCGGUCCCAGUAGUCCAACAUGUAGCAACGCCGCUGGAGGUCACGCCGCCGCAGUACGUCGCGCAGAGCGACGGCGUGGUCCACCAGGAAGCCAACGUGGCCGUCCUGCCCGCCGUGCCCGCCGCCGCGGGAGCGGUGCAGGGCCAGAGCUACGGGGUGUGGGACUCGAGCCAGCAGGCGGUGGCGGUGCCGCAGCAGUACUCGCCAGCCCAGUCCCAGCCGCCAGCCAUCUAUUACCAGGGACAGACCUGUCAGACUGUUUACGGGGUGACGUCCCCGUACUCGCAGACGACCCCGCCGAUUGUACAGAGUUACGCGCAGCCGGGCCUCCAGUACAUCCAGGGGCAGCAGAUCUACGCGGCUCACCCGCAGGGCGUCAUCGUGCAGCCCCCGACCGCCGUCACCACCAUCGUAGCGGCCGGGCAGCCUCAGCCCAUCCAGCAGCCAGAGCUGGUGGUGAGCAAUAACCUCCUGGACUUGCCUCCGCCGUCCCCUCCGAAACCCAAAACCAUCGUCCUGCCGCCCAACUGGAAAACAGCCCGGGAUCCCGAGGGGAAGAUCUACUACUACCACGUCGUGACGAGGCAAACCCAGUGGGACCCCCCGACGUGGGACAGCCCCGGGGAUGACGCCAGCCUUGAACACGAAGCCGAAAUGGACCUGGGGACGCCGACCUACGACGAAAACCCGAUGAAGUCUUCCAAGAAGCCCAAGACAGCCGAAGCGGACACGUCGAGCGAGCUGGCUAAGAAGAGCAAGGAAGUCUUCAGGAAAGAAAUGUCCCAGUUCAUCGUGCAGUGCCUGAACCCCUACCGCAAGCCCGACUGCAAGGUCGGCCGGAUAACCACGACGGAGGACUUCAAGCACCUGGCACGCAAGCUGACGCACGGCGUCAUGAACAAGGAGCUGAAGUACUGCAAGAACCCGGAGGACCUGGAGUGCAACGAGAAUGUGAAACACAAAACGAAGGAGUACAUUAAGAAAUACAUGCAGAAAUUCGGGGCCAUUUACAAACCCAAAGAGGACACGGACUUGGAGUAAACCACCACCGACCCCCCCUCCGGAGCCGGGUGGCCGCGGGGACCGCCGGCUUCCUCCCCCCCCCCCCCGACCCCCGUUUCGACACCGACCUGUGAAUUUCUGCAGAAUCAGGACUGUCCCCACGGCCCCCCGAGGAAGAGCGGGGUGGGAGCGCUCUUCCCAACCCGCCCCCCGCCUCCUCUCCCCCAAGGCUGACCCGGGGCGCCCACCCCGGCGGUGCUGUUCGGCGCGUUCCCCGCGCGCGCAUCUUGUGUCACCAAGACCUGUAUUAUAUUUUAACGUAUCUGUGAAUAUAUUGAUAAUUUUGUUUUUAUUUUUGUUUUUUUUUUUUUGCUUUUAGCCCAACACGUGCUGAUAUCACGGGAACACUUUGUAAGGAUAGUUUCGGGUUUUUUUUUUUGUUUGUUCGUUCGUUCGUUCGUUCGUUUCCUCGUUUUGUUCUGCAAGGUUUAAUCUGUUUUCAUGUAAAUAUUCAGGAACAGGCCGCCCCUGGAUUUCUGGCGGGCCUCGUGCUAUGUUGAUAAGAUUGAUUUUACUGCUUAAAUCGUUUUACUUUAUUCAAUUUUUACUGAACUUUUUAUGUAAAAAAAAUUAAAAAAAAAAAAUAAAAUGAAAUGAAAUCAA